AAGAUAUUUUCUUCCAAAAAAAUUAAUUGGUUUUUUUAAAGUUUUGUUCUGGUUAUAUUCUUCAUUUCUGUCUCCAUAUGGGUAUUGAUCAAUUCUUCUUAUACUAUCAUGUGUUUGACAAUUUCAGAAAUACAUAAAGUCUUUCAAAAAUUGAAGUUUGACAGAAAGCAAAAAUCAAAUGAAAUAAAUAAAUAAGAAUUAUAAUUUACUAGUGAAAUAAAAUUAUACAAGAUUUUGUGAAUUACUUGGAAAGAACAGUCUUCUCGUUUGGAACAAGUGACCACGACGUUGCAAAAUCUAAAAUAUUUAUUUUCUUGUGACCAGCAAGAAAAUAUAUAUUAAGUUUGUAGUCAAUAUUCAAAAGUAAGACUGAUUGAAUAUAUUAACAUAAAUAAAGGAUCUAUAAAUAGCUACAUGUUGAAGAUAAUGAUCUAAAACUAUUUCAUUCAGCUAUUUGUUGAAACAAAAAAUGUCUGAAAACGUAGGGAAAGAUGAGAGGAAAGUCACUGAAGGGCAAUGGACUACCGGUUUAUACGAUUGUUUCUCAGAAGAUAUCUCUACAUGUUACUUCACAUGGUUUUGUCCUUGCGUUGCGUUUGGGAGGAUCGCUGAGAUUCUUGACAAAGGAGAAACAAGUCAAGGACUUGCUGGAUUAAUGUUGGUGGCAAUGUCUAAAGUUGGAUGUGGAUGGUACUAUGCUUCGAAAUACAGAGCCAAGUUGAGGAACCAAUACUCGUUGCCCGAGGAGCCUUGCUCGGAUGGCGCAAUCCACUUCUUUUGCUGCUCAUGUGCUCUUUCUCAAGAACACCGCGAACUCAAAUAUCGGGGUCUUGAUCCCUCUCUAGGUAACCAAUCUCUUUUCUCUUCUCUUUUUAGCAAUGAUGCCAUUUCUGAAUUUAAACGUGUUUGUCGCCGCUACGAUUAUUUCACUAUAAAGAAAUUGAUUAGGGAAGGUUUCUAAGAACAUAUAUAUGUAUACGCCACUUACAAAGCCACCAUCCAAGACCGUCCCAAACCAAUUAGAGUACCAUUCUUCAGUAUUAAAUAUUUUGUUUUGGAAACCCUACACACAAUACACUUAUAUGUAGAGAAAUAUUGAACUCAACGACUAAGAUAUUAUCUUGGAUUAUUAAAGAAAAAUUAAGAGUACAACUUUAACCACAUAGAAUUUUAUAUCAGGAAACCAGCUGGCAUGUCUUGUAAGCUAAUUCUACGUCUCGGGCUCAUGAUGUCAUGAGUGAUUCAUUGAUUCAGAUUUAUAUAUUAAACAAACUUGAAAAUAGAUCAAUGUAUGUAUUAGUAUAUAUAUUUUCAAGAUCAUUUCAGGAUUCUGUUAUAUAAUGUCUGUUAAUAUUCAGAAUCGACUAUUAAAAUUUUGUGUUCAAUGAAUAACACUCUGUACUAAAAAAGGUUUGAACUCUAGACACAAAAAAAAAAAAAAAUACCCGUAUGUUUAUCCAUAAGAUAUGUAACAUCAUUUAUAAAGUGUCAAAUUAUUAACACAAGUUAGAAUCACUUGAAAAAAAUUAAUACAAUUUAUAAUUUUAUAUUAGACAAAAUAAUUCAUGGUAGUAUGAAUUUAAUUUACAAAAAUUAAAAUAAAACGGAAAUAUAUAAGUUUACC
Brassica napus (rape) is the source of this 1624-nucleotide messenger RNA. RefSeq names its product protein PLANT CADMIUM RESISTANCE 9-like. The record is from RefSeq and is a predicted model, not a curated record. NCBI's taxonomy places the organism in Eukaryota, Viridiplantae, Streptophyta, Magnoliopsida, Brassicales, Brassicaceae. The transcript has 3 exons. Bases 470 to 961 code for a protein of 163 amino acids.